Molecule: messenger RNA, 1958 nt
Organism: Phragmites australis (common reed)
Lineage: Eukaryota; Viridiplantae; Streptophyta; Magnoliopsida; Poales; Poaceae
Product: tyrosine decarboxylase-like
Exons: 1
Coding region: 128-1654 (508 amino acids)
Biological process (GO): amino acid metabolic process
Molecular function (GO): pyridoxal phosphate binding; carboxy-lyase activity
Source: RefSeq, a predicted model, not a curated record
UUAAUUGCAAGAUCUCACUCAAUAAAGUUUCAGCGAAUUGGGCCAUGAAGUCUCCCGCUCCGUUAAGUACAAUCUCCAGUCUCCACACACAGCGCCGCCCUCGCACAGUCGCACUGCCACAUCAACAAUGGCGCGCACCAGAACGCCGCAGCCGCAGCGCACCUGCCUGCUCGACGCCGAAGAGUUCCGGCUGCAGGGCCACCAAGUCGUCGACUUCAUCGCCGACUACUACACCCAAAUGGGUGAAUACCCCGUGCACCCCUGCGUCACGCCCGGCUUCCUGCGCCGCCAGCUCCCUGCGGGCGCUCCGUCGCGCCCGGAGCCCGAUGCGUUCGCCGCGGCGCUGCGGGACGUCCGCGACCUCAUCCUGCCGGGCAUAACGCACUGGCAGAGCCCGCGCCACUUCGCGCACUUCCCGGCGUCCAGCAGCACCGUCGGCGCCCUCGGCGAGGCCCUCACCGCGGGGAUCAACGUCGUGCCUUUCACGUGGGCGGCCUCGCCGGCCGCCACGGAGCUCGAGAUGGUGGUCGUGGACUGGCUCGGCAAGGCGCUCCACUUGCCCGAGGGCUUGUUAUUCUGCGGCGGCGGCGGCGGCACGCUCAUGGGAACCUCGUGCGAGGCCAUCCUCUGCGCCCUCGUCGCCGCGCGGGAGCGGAAGCUCGCGGAGAUCGGCAGCAGGAGGAUCGGGGACCUCACCGUCUACUGCUCCGAUCAGACCCACUUUGCCUUCCACAAGGCUGCGCGUAUCGCCGGCAUCCACCGUGACAACUGCCGCGAGAUCGCGACGUACCGUGACGACAUGUUCGCGCUCUCGCCAACUGAACUCCAUGCGGCCAUGCAGGCUGACGUGGACGCCGGGCUGGUCCCGCUCUUCCUGUGCGCCACGAUGGGAACCACCCAGACGACCGCCGUGGACCCUAUCCGGGAGCUCUGCGCCGUCGCGGCGACGCACAGCGUGUGGGUCCACGUCGACGCGGCCUACGCGGGCUCGGCACUCGUCUGCCCGGAGUUCCGCCACGUGAUCAACGGCGCCGAGGCUGUGGACUCGUUCAGCAUGAACGCUCACAAGUGGCUUUUGGCCAAUAACGACUGCUGCACGCUGUGGGUGAGGAAGCCGUCGCUGCUCACCGCGGCGCUGGGCACGGAGCAGGAGUACAUCCUUAAGGACGCGGCCGCGGAGGGGCACGACGUCGUGGACUACAAGGACUGGUCCAUGACGCUGACCCGCCGGUUCCGCGCGCUGAAGAUGUGGCUCGUGCUCCGCUGCUACGGGGUCGAGGGCAUGCGGGACCACGUCCGCGCCCACGUCCGCAUGGCCGCGUCGUUCGAGAACAUGGUGAAGGCCGACGCGCGGUUCGAGGUGGUGGCGACGAGGCAGUUCGCGCUGGUGUGCUUCCGGCUCCGGUCGCCGGAUAAGUUCGGCGGCGAGAAGACGGCCAACGAGCUCAACACUAGGCUCCUCGAGGAGGUGAACGCGGCCAGCUCGGGACCGUACAUGAGCUCCGCCAAGGUGGGUGGCAUCUACAUGCUCCGGUGCGCCAUCGGGAGCACGCUUACGGAGGAAAGCCACGUCCUCGAAGCGUGGAAGGUCGUGCAGGAUCGAGCUGCUUCCCUGCUCCAUAAAAUGGAGAUUAUUUACAGCGCGCUUGCUUAAGCUGGAGGUCUGAGCUCGGAACGAGUGAGACUGGGAUCCCCGGCUAAUCUACUUGAAUUGGAGAAGGACACUGAUCCAUAUCGAUUGGCGGCAACUCUCCCAUGCAAAUGAAAUCUUAUGGCUAAUUAUGGCUAAUUCUAUACUAUUAAAGUGGUAAAUUGUUAUAGGUUACACAUAUACUCGCUUUCAUUUUCUUUGUCUUCUUCCAAAAAAUGUACAUUUUUAUUCGGUUAUCACACUCCUAUAUUGUUAUUCACAUCCAUGCACUAAAUCUGAUUGUAUGUUUGUCAGUGGUUCGGAAAGA